Molecule: messenger RNA, 3969 nt
Organism: Closterium sp. Yama58-4
Lineage: Eukaryota; Viridiplantae; Streptophyta; Zygnematophyceae; Desmidiales; Closteriaceae
Source: the annotation of a GenBank genome assembly
AUGGUCGAGUUAUGCGGAGCAGAGGGGGAGUAUCUGAUAAACAUGCCAGAUGGCUCCGCGCGAUUGGCUCUGGAGCAUCACGUGCGGCCCAAGCGAAACCUGCGAGCGGCUUUCUUGACGUCUCUGGGCCCCGAUGCCGCGGCCGAUGUGGGGUGCGUGCUGUUUCGGCUGAAGCAGGAGGGGCAUGGGGCGGUGGAGAUAUGCGGGCCGCCGGGGACUGCUGCGUACUGCCAUGCGCUACGGCACUCCGUGGGAUGGAAACACCCCAAGGUGUUUGUGCGGGAGGCGGAUCCAGGGGAGCAGCCCGUUUAUGAAGACAACAACGUGCUUCUCCUCCCGCUCUUCACGUACACCGCCUCCCUCUCCCUCUGCUUCUGCUGCUACCGCCGCCGCCUGUCCCUCCGCAUGGCCGCUAGAUCCGCCCGUGCUGCUGCUGGGGGGACGGGAGGGGGCGCUGGAGGGGUUGUGGGGGGCCAGAGCAGAAGCGGUGGGGCGUCAGCACAAGGGACGGCGGAUGCAGGGGUUGGUGGGAGGGAUGUGGGCGGUUGCUGUGGCGCGCAUAGGGGUGGAGAUGAGGGGUGGGAUUUUGAUGAUUCUGAUAGUGAAGAUGGUUCGGAGGGAGAUUAUAGUUCCGGGGAUGGUGGGAUUGAGGGUGAGGGGAGUGGGAGUGGGAGUGGGAGUGGGAGUGGGAGUGGCAGUGGCAGUGAGAAGGAGAAGGCUGGAGCGAGUAGUAGUAGCAGCACGAGUUCGGAUUCUGAAAGCGAGGAGCCUUCAAGUAAGGCGGAGGCAAUAGUAAAGGCUGCAGAGAAGGCUUUCAAGGCGCCUCAAAAGGAGACUUCAAGUAAGGCGGAGGCUGUAAAGGGUAGCGAGGGGCAGAAGGAGCAGAGGGAGGAGCAGAAGGAGAAGAGAGAGGAGCAGAAGGAGCAGAGCGAGGCGCAGAAGGAGACGAGAGAGGAGAAGGAGCAGAGCGAGGAGAAGAAGGAGCAGGGCGAGGGGCAGAAGGAACAGAGCAAGACGAUUGAGAAGGAGGAGGAAGAGGAGGAGGAGGAAGAGGAGGAGGAGGAGGAGGAGGAGGGGGGGGAGGAGGAGGAGGAGGAGGAGGAGGAGGAGGAGGAGGAGGAGGAGGCAGGGGAGGAAAGGAAAGGAGGAGGACGAGAGGAGGAAGGACGCGAGGAGGGAGAGGAGGAGGACGAGAAAGAGGAGGAAGAGGAGGAUGAGAUGGAAGGAAGUGAGGAGGGAGAGGAGGAGGAUGAGAAGGAAGGAAGUGAGGAGGGAGAGGAGGAGGAUGAGAAGGAAGGAAGUGAGGAGGGAGAGGAGGAGGAUGAGAAGGAGGAAGGAAGUGAGGAGGGAGAGGAGGGGGAUGAGAAGGAAGGAGGAAGUGAGGAGGGAGAGGAGGAGGAUGAGAUGGAAGGAAGUGAGGAGGGAGUGGAGGAGGAUGAGAAGGGAGGGACGGAGGGGAGGGAGGAGGAGGAGGAGGAGGAGGAGGAGGAGGAGGGAGAGGAGGAGGAGGAGGAGGAGGAGGAGGAGGAGGAGGAGGAGGAGGAGGAGGAGGAGGAGGAGGAGGAGGAAGUGGGGGAGAAUGAGGAGGAGAAGGAGAAGGAGAAGGAGAAGGAGAAGGAGAAGGAGAAGGAGAAGGAGAAGGAGAAGGAGAAGGAGGAGGAGGAGAAGGAGAAGGAGAAGAGGAGGAGAGCAGUUGGCAAGCCCUCUCUCUGUAAUCAGCAACCCAUGGGCGAGUUCUAUCCCUCUGCUGGGCGGGUUGGGGCACAGUGGGGGUGGGGGGGGAACAGGCGCGAGCGCAUGGCCAUGGCUGGGAAGAUCGUGCCUCAGCUUGUGGGCUAUGUGAUUUUCUUCAAGCAGGCUGGGACUGCGGUGCUUGUAACGGAUUGCAGCAGCCCGGAGGAAGCUGCUGCGCUGCUUCCCAUCGCGUCGGUUUGCAGUGGGUGCGAGGCAGGUGCUGAUGGGGAAGCGGGAGAGGGAGGGGGAGAGGGAGGGGGAGAGGGAGGAGGAGAGGGAGUGGGGAAAGGAGGGGAAGAAGGAGGGGUGGGUGGGAAGAGAGGAAGGAGGAGGUUGUGUCACUGUGGUAGUGGGUUCAAGGUAGGAGUGUCUAUGGUGCCAAGCGUCAACUCUCCAGCAGCUGUUGGUCCUCUCACAGUCGCCUUCCACCUCAGCUCGCGUGCAGUGCUGGCAUCGCCAGCUCAUCGCAUGCUCGUUGACAGGCUGGCAACGCCACGUGUGCACACAGAGGGUCUCGCUGUGCCUGGCUCAUUGGGCACCUCUGGGCAAAUGGUCUGGGAAGCGGUGAGUUGGAGAUCUAUGCGGGAGGAGGAAGAGGAGUUAAGGAGGAGAGAUGAGGAGGAUUAUAGGGAGAAGGUCGUUGGGACUAGGGCGAUAGAGAGGGAGAUGGCGAAGGAGAAGGAGAGGCGAAGGGAUCCGGCGAGGGAAAAGGAGAAGGAGAAGAGACGGGAGAUGGAGAGGAGAAGGGCGCUGGAGAAGGAGAGGAGACGGGAGAAGGAGAGGAGAACAGCGCUGGAGAGGGAAAGGGCGAAGGAGAUGAAAAGGGUGAAGGCGAGGGCUCAUAUGGAGACGAUGAGAAGGAAUAAGGAGAAGAAAAAGGAGAAGGCGAGGGUCCAUGCGGAGAUGAUGAGAAGGAAUGAGGAGAGGAAAAGGUUGGCAAGGUUAACGGGGGAGGAGAAGGGAAAGGAGAAGAUGAGGUUACAGGGUGAAGCAGGGGAGAAGGGGCAAGGUGAGGCGGGGGAGAAGGCGCAAGGUGAAGCAGGGGAGAAGGGGCAGGGUGAUGAAGCAGGGGAGAAGGGAGAGAUGCUGAGUAGUAUAAAGGGGACGGCCAAACGAAUCCAGAAGUUAGAGGAGAGAUUGAAGACCCAAGGGGGAGAGAAUGGACUGUUGUCUAAGAAGCAAGAGAGGAAGGUUGUGAGGCGGCUGGAGUGCGCAAAGGCUGAACUGGCGGCUCUGGAGGCAAGGCUAAGAGAGGCAGGGAAGAAGGGGCAAGGUGAAGCAGGGGAGAAGGGGCUAAGAGAAGCAGGGGAGAAGGCGCAAGGUGAAACAGGGGAGGGGAGGGCCGUGGGGACCAAUGUGAGCGAUGUGAGUGCUGGAAAGGAGUGGGUGGAGACUGCGAAGGUGGAGCAGGGAAGCAAGGGAGUGACCGGAAAGGAAGGUUUUGUGGUUGCGCAGAGGAAGGGUGUGAAGCUUGCAGGUGCUGUGGCAGUGGGUGCGGGCCGAAGGAGGGGAGGCGAACGCGAGGGAGUUAAGGAGGUCGAGGGAAGGGGUGUGGCUGCUGGUGCUGUGGGGACUGCUGUGGCAACUGGUGUGACUGCUGGGGGGAGUGCUGGGGGGAAUGCUGUGGGGAGUGCUGGGGGGACUGGUGUGGGUACUGGUGUGGGUACUGGUGUGGGUACUGGUUCGGGGACUGGUGUGGGUACUGGUGUGGGUACUGGUUCGGGGACUGGUGUGGGUACUGGUGUGGGUACUGGUUCGGGGACUGGUGUGGGUACUGGUGUGGGUACUGGUGUGGGUACUGGUGUGGGUACUGGUGUGGGUACUGGUGUGGGUACUGGUUCGGGAACUGGUGUGGGUACUGGUGUGGGUACUGGUGUGGGUACUGGUUCGGGGACUGGUGUGGGUACUGGUGUGGGUACUGGUUCGGGGACUGCUGUGGGUACUGGUGUGGGUACUGGUUCGGGGACUGGUGUGGGAACUGGUGUGGGUACAGGUGUGGGUACUGGAACGGAGGUGACUUUUGAGGCGUCUCAAAAGUCGUCUGCUGCGGGAACAGGUGCGGGGACUGGUGCGGAGAAUGGUGCGGGGGCUGGUGUGGGUAUUGGGACGGGCGUGGUGGCUGUGAUGCGUCUACUCAACCUGCUAUCGAACCGUCUUCUCAACCUGCUAAGGAAAGUUUUGCUCCACCUGCAAAGGAAUCCUUCUCUCGACCUGCAAAGGGGUCACCGCCAGUGA